Molecule: messenger RNA, 1530 nt
Organism: Entamoeba invadens IP1
Lineage: Eukaryota; Evosea; Mastigamoebida; Endamoebidae
Exons: 1
Coding region: 1-1530 (509 amino acids)
Source: RefSeq, a predicted model, not a curated record
AUGUUAGAUAAUGAUACUAUACCAUAUAUUAUAAGUUACAUCCCCGACGCGAUCUCUUUUUUAAAUUUAUUAACUGUGUCAAAGCGUUAUUUUGCCCAUGCCUCCAAGCUUGAAACCAAUCCGAGUCCUUUAACACAUAUUCACACGACUUUAAUAACUCAGAAUCUUUUUUCGGACAAUUCCAAACCCCUUCCCACUGUACAAAACGUACACUAUUUAUGUCCCCUUUCAUAUUCGAUUUAUUGUGAGAAGAAGAUCAAAUAUAAGAAUUAUAAAGUGACUUGUUCUCAUAUAAUAUACACUUCAUCGGAUCGACUUCACUAUGGAAUUACUAUCCCCACUGAUGUGAAUACUUUAGGAAGAGCAUGUUACGCAGGAUUAGAGUCAAUCACUUCUAUUACCAUCCCACAAUCUAUCAAGAGGAUCGAAGAGAAGUGUUUCUACAACUGUUCCAACCUCAUCGCAAUAAUCUUUACUGGUCAUCCCCAACUCUCUUCCGUUGGCCCACAAGCUUUCCCCAAAGGCGUCUUAAAAGUGACGUUUGAGGUGCCACAACUCGACACGUGUCUCCCUGAGUUCUUAGCGAGUCGAACGGAGACGAAGCUUUCCUUCACAAAGUACACACGCGACGACUUCUUCAGUCUUAAUGAACCGACGGAGACACGGAAGAGUGAGAAUGUAGAAGUCGAUGUUUAUCCAAAGACUGCAAACGCCUGUUUUGCACUUGCCAAUGCGGCGUUCAGUUCUUCGAAGCUGCGAGAAGUGCGGGUUGAUGGGCCGAAAGUUGUGGAGGCCUUUGCGUUUGCGAAUUGUAUAUAUCUGAAGUCUGCUGCAGUGAUGGGAGUGACUAGUCUCCCUUCACAUGUGUUUGCUGGGUGUGUUCUCUUGAAGAAUGUUGAACUCUCUGAGGGACUCUAUGAGAUAGGUAGCAGUGCUUUUGAAGGUACUGCACUUCCCGAAGUCGUCUUACCAACUACGGUGACUCAUGUUGGAAAUUGUGCGUUCAAGAAUUGCCAAUUUCUGAGAAAGGUAGUGUUAGAUGACAACGUGGAGAGUCUUGGAGUCGGCUGUUUCAAGAGUUGUCAAAGUCUGAUGGACAUUCACAUUCCGGAGAACCUUCGUGAACUUCCGGCUGAGUGUUUUAUGAAUUGUUACUCGUUGAAUGAAUUGAAGAAGCACCAGACUAUUGAAGAAGUCGGUGACAGUUGUUUUGAAGGAUGUGAGUCGAUCGAACACGCAGAGAUUUCCUUUAGACUUGGUAAGAAGUGUUUCUGUGGAUGUCAAAACCUUAAGAAAGUGGUCAUUAACAAAGAAGCUGAGAAAGUCAAUGAGGCGUGUUUCUUCGACUGCAAUCAAUUGAAAGAGAUAACUAUUCAAGAGGGCGUCAAAUUCUUCGGAAAUUACUGCUUCUUCAAAUGUUUAAGUUUGGAGGAAAUUAACUUCCCCCAAUCAGUGCAAAGUGUCGGCUAUGGCUGUUUCUUUGGGUGCAAAAACUUGAAGAGCAAAAUUAAUGUGCCCAUCGCUUAUUAA